AAGGUGUCAAUUAAGCGUCAUGCUGUUGAAAAGUUCGGGGGAGUUCAUAAAUUCAAUCGGAUGGUUAGUGAGCACACCUGCACCACCACCACAGUGAUUUAGACCCAGGUACACGGUAGUCCACUGCCGGUGUUCGCUGCUCCUCCGCCAGUAACAGCGCCGUGAUGGAUCCUGCACUUUCCACGGACACGGGGCCGGACGGGGGCGUCCACGUGAAAGACGCAUUGUCUGAGAAAUGUCAGAAAUUAUUUUUGGAGUUCCUGGAAGAGUUUCAGAGCCCGACAGGUGAGCUGGUGUACCUGGCGGACGCUGAGGAACUCAUCCGUCCCGAGAGGAACACGCUGACAGUCAGCUUCGUGAACAUUGAGCAGUACAACCAACCGCUGGCCACUACCAUCCAGGAGGAGUACUACAGGGUCUAUCCGUUUCUGUGUCAGGCUGUGCGGCACUUUGCCAGAGACCACGGGAACAUCCCUGCGUCUAAGGAGUUCUACGUUGCCUUCUCUGAAUUUCCGACCAGACAAAAGAUCCGGGAGCUGACGGCGGCUCGUAUCGGCUCGCUGCUGCGGAUCAGCGGGCAGGUGGUGCGCACGCACCCCGUGCACCCCGAGCUGGUCAGCGGCACCUUCCUGUGCCUGGACUGCCAGUCGCUCGUCAAGGACGUGGAGCAGCAGUUCCGCUACACGCAGCCCAACAUCUGCAAGAACCCCGUGUGCGCCAACCGCAAGCGCUUCAUGCUGGACGCCAACAAGUCGCGCUUCGUGGACUUCCAGAAGGUGCGUAUCCAGGAGACGCAGGCGGAGCUCCCCCGGGGCUCCAUCCCCCGCAGCGUGGAGGUGGUCCUGCGGGCGGAGGCGGUGGAGACAGCCCAGGCGGGGGACCACAGCGACUUCACCGGCACGCUCAUCGUGGUGCCCGACGUGUCUGCGCUGGCGUCCGCAGCCGUGCGCUCAGAGACCAGCAGUCGGCUGACCGGCAGGGAGGGCUUCGACGCGGACGGCGUGGCGGGCCUGAAGGCGCUGGGGGUCCGGGACCUGUCCUACCGACUGGCCUUCCUGGCCUCUCACGUGGCCCCCACCAACCCAAGGUUUGGGGGGAAGGCCCUGCGACAGGAGGACCAGACGGCUGAGAGCGUGAAGAACCAGAUGACGGUGGAGGAGUGGGAGAAGGUGUUUGAGAUGACCCAGGACAAGAACCUCUACCACAACCUGUGCACCAGCCUCUUCCCCACCAUCCACGGUAACGAUGAGAUCAAGCGUGGUAUCCUGCUGAUGCUGUUUGGCGGCGUUGCCAAGACGACCAUGGAGGGCACAUCCCUCAGGGGGGACAUCAACAUUUGUAUCGUCGGAGACCCCAGCACCUCAAAGAGCCAGUUCCUCAAGCACGUGGUGGACUUCGCGCCGCGGGCGAUCUACACCAGCGGCAAAGCCAGCAGCGCCGCCGGGCUCACGGCCGCCGUCGUCCGGGACGAAGAGUCCCACGAGUUCGUCAUCGAAGCCGGAGCCCUCAUGCUGGCUGACAACGGGGUGUGCUGUAUCGACGAGUUUGACAAAAUGGACUUGAAGGACCAGGUGGCAAUUCAUGAAGCUAUGGAGCAGCAAACCAUCUCCAUUACCAAGGCUGGAAUCAAGGCCACGCUCAACGCCCGGACGUCCAUCCUGGCCGCGGCCAACCCCAUCGACGGCCACUACAACCGCUCAAAGUCCCUGAAGCAGAACAUCAACAUGUCCGCCCCCAUCAUGUCCCGCUUCGACCUCUUCUUCAUCCUGGUGGACGAGUGUAAUGAGGUAACGGACUACGCCAUCGCUCGGCGUAUUGUGGACCUGCACUGCAGGAACAUGGAGUCUGUGCAGAGGGUCUACUCCCCGGAUGAGGUCCAGAGGUAUAUUCUCUUUGCCAGGCAGUUCCAACCCAAGAUCACCCCCGCCGCCCGGGAGUUUGUGGUGGAGCAGUACAAGCUGCUGCGGCAGAGGGACAGCACGGGCAGCAUGAAGUCGGCCUGGAGGAUCACGGUGCGCCAGCUGGAGAGCAUGCUGCGGCUGUCCGAGGCCAUGACCCGCAUGUACUGCUCCGACGAGGUCCAGCCCAAACACGUGAAGGAGGCGUUUCGUCUGCUCAACAAAUCCAUCAUCCGCGUGGACUCUCCCGACAUCAACUUUGACAACGAGGAAGACGAGCAGGAGAUUCACGACCAGAACGAUGCAGCAGAGGCGAGAGAGAAGGGAACCAAUGGGGUCAACGGAGCGGUGACGGACAAGGAGCAACAGCCAAUCACAGAGAGCACCUCUGCCCCUAAGGCGGUCUUGAAAAUGUCGUUCGCAGAGUACCGCAAGAUCUCCAACCUCAUCGUCCUCCACAUGCACAGGAUGGAGGAGGUCGAUGAGGAGGGUUCUUUGAAAAAGAGUGAAUUGGUCAACUGGUAUCUGAAAGAGAUGGAAAGUGAAAUUGAAACAGAGGAGGAGCUGAUCUCAAAGAAAACGCUGUUUGAAAAAGUCCUUCACCGGCUCAUCAACUAUGACCACGUCAUUAUUGAGCUGACUCAAACGGGCCUCAAACAGUCGAAGAACGGGGAGGCUCCGACGACUGAAGAGGACCCCGUCUUGGUGGUCAAUCCCAACUACACAUUAGAAUAACCCAUUUUUUCUUAUCUGUGCUUUGAAAAAUAACAUUAAAAAAAUUGUAUUUUCAU
This is a messenger RNA of Gadus chalcogrammus (walleye pollock), 2689 nucleotides long. RefSeq names its product MCM6 minichromosome maintenance deficient 6, like (gene mcm6l). The transcript has 17 exons. Gene Ontology annotation, molecular function: single-stranded DNA binding; single-stranded 3'-5' DNA helicase activity; ATP binding. Gene Ontology annotation, cellular component: MCM complex; nucleus. Gene Ontology annotation, biological process: mitotic DNA replication; DNA replication initiation; double-strand break repair via break-induced replication. Bases 165 to 2633 code for a protein of 822 amino acids. NCBI's taxonomy places the organism in Eukaryota, Metazoa, Chordata, Actinopteri, Gadiformes, Gadidae. The record is from RefSeq and is a predicted model, not a curated record.